Verruconis gallopava is the source of this 1157-nucleotide messenger RNA. RefSeq names its product carbonic anhydrase. NCBI's taxonomy places the organism in Eukaryota, Fungi, Ascomycota, Dothideomycetes, Venturiales, Sympoventuriaceae. Gene Ontology annotation, biological process: carbon utilization; cellular response to carbon dioxide; cellular response to oxidative stress. Gene Ontology annotation, molecular function: carbonate dehydratase activity; zinc ion binding. Gene Ontology annotation, cellular component: cytoplasm. Bases 122 to 925 code for a protein of 267 amino acids. The record is from RefSeq and is a predicted model, not a curated record. The transcript is spliced from 2 exons.
AUCUCCUCAACCAUGCAUCUCCGAUUUCUCCCUGCCUGUUAAUCUCAUUGCUCCCGUAUCUAGGCGAAGACCUUGUCAUUCGAAUCUCUCACAGACCCGUUGUGCGAAUUCGCUUUUGUUGAUGAGGUCACAGGCCCUUUCUCAAUCUUCUGUUUUAAGAGCAGCCCUCAGACCAAGAAUCAAUCGUACCGCUAUAGCAAAGUUUAGCCCGAUCCAUUCAAUUCGCUUGUGCUCCAAGAUGUCUGAUAAGCAAAUCUCGCAGUACCUCGAGCAGUCGCACGACAAGAUCUUCGAGGCCAACAAGAAAUGGGUCGAGGCAAAGAAGUCCGCCGAUCCAGCUUUCUUUGACAAGCUCGCCGCUGGGCAGUCGCCAGAGUAUUUGUAUAUUGGAUGUGCCGACAGUCGAGUGCCUGCCAACGAGAUCAUGGGUCUCGAUGCUGGUGAGGUGUUUGUUCAUAGAAACAUCGCCAACUUGGUUCCUAAUACAGACCUCAACGUCAUGGCCGUCAUCAACUAUGCCGUGCGACACCUUCACGUGAAGCAUAUCAUUGUGUGCGGGCACUACAACUGCGGUGGUGUCAAGGCCGCGAUGACCCCUGCAGACCUGGGAAUCCUCAAUCCAUGGCUGCGAAAUAUCCGUGACGUGUACAGAUUGCACGAGGCCGAGCUUGAUUCCAUUGCGGACGAAAGCGAGAGAUACAACCGACUUAUCGAGUUGAAUGCUAUCGAAGCAGCGCGGAGCGUUAUCAAGACUGCCGCAGUGCAGCAAAGCUAUCAGAAGAACGGCUACCCUAUCGUUCAUGCCUGGUGCUUCGAUCUUCACGAUGGGUUGCUGAAGGACUUGAAACUGGACCAUGCGACGGAGCUGAAGAAAAUCCAGAAAAUCUAUAACCUUGGUCCUGAGGAUACAAGUAACUCAGUCUAAAUGGUUAAUGGACCUUAACAUCCAUUAACUAGUCGAAUGAAAUACUAUCGGGUAAAUGCGCGUCGGUAAAAAUGGAUAGCGUGAAGAAUAAAAUAUUUUGAUCUAGCGAGGUUUCUGAUGGAGUGAAGCUGCUUUGGACACAUAGGGCACAAACAAAUCAUACGUUUCACUAUCUUGCAACCGUGAAUUUUUCUACCAACUAAAUCCCUGCAACUUUUAAUUUUGAGAUCGG